Caenorhabditis remanei is the source of this 1371-nucleotide messenger RNA. RefSeq lists its product as uncharacterized. Lineage: Eukaryota; Metazoa; Nematoda; Chromadorea; Rhabditida; Rhabditidae. Bases 1 to 1371 code for a protein of 456 amino acids. The transcript has 8 exons. The record is from RefSeq and is a predicted model, not a curated record.
AUGAAUAAAGGAUGUAGGUUGGAUUCGAAUAGAGAAUUCCGAAAAUUGAAAAAACGACACGGAGAUCAGACGUAUAUCGCCGAAAGCGAUCGAUGUGUUGGACAUUUGGAUGGGAAUAACCAGUGCCACAUUUCUGAUUGGAAUCAUGUUGAAACUCACUCGAUUAGCCCCUCCUUUCGAAAUGCAAUGUCUCGACAUCUAUGGAUGACUUUGGAUUUAUCAAGAGAGGGCAGCCAAAAUUACACUCAAUUGUCUCUUAUUGGUGCAUAUGUUUAUCCAAAAUAUAUAUCAAUCACAAUCAAUUCUCAAUCAAUGGUCAAGCAAUCUGUCUAUUGCCGGUACUUUGAUUGUAAAAGAAAUGAAUUAGUUGGAAGUGAAUGGAAAGGAGUCAUCUUCCCAGAGUCAGUGAUUCAUUGCCCUAGAAGAAAAGGGGCGGAGUUUGUUUCAGUCACGAAAGAAAUGAGAGAUGAGCCGCCAACACCGAUGAAAUUGAAAUACAGAAUAUAUGAAAGACCAGUUCAUAAUCUGUCAAUUUGUGUUGCUGCUUUCUAUGGAAAUGAGCCAAAAUGGAUACAAAUCGCAGAGUUUAUUGAGCAUCACAAAAUGGAAGGAGCCACGUUUUUCUAUUUUCAUAUUGGCAACAUUUCCAGUUACGACCGACGGAUACUGGAUGAAUAUCAAAAUUCUGGUGACAUUGAAGUCAAGGUGUUGCAAGAGAAGUACGAGAGACCAUUCUAUGCAUGGCAGUUGAUUGAGAUUCAAGAUUGCCACAUGAGAAGUAAAUAUCAUUCUAAAUGGACAGCUUUCAUAGAUAUCGACGAGAGAAUUCACACAACUGAAAAGAAUAAAACAUUCAUUGACAUAUUGAAUGAACUCGAUGGAACGAAUGUUUCAGAAAUCAAAAUGCCUCACGUGAAAGUUGUGAAAAACGGAGAGACUCCACCAAAAUACGAGAAUUCUGAGCAGAUAAAAAGGGAAAUUUUUACAAGGAAAUACACAAAAACGGCACCGCCAGCUUGGUUCGCAUCGAAAGCAGUGAUUAGGCCGGAUAGGAUAGGAAUAAUGUCAAUUCAUGAGGUGAUAGCUUUGGAACCAGGAUACAAAAGUAUUGAAAUGGAUUCAGAAAAACUAACUUUCAGACACUACAAAGACACUCUCCAUCGUGUUUCUGGCAAUGAUUGGGCUCAAAAUGAAACAAUAUCCGACAAUCCAAUCUCUUCAGAAUACACAGAUUUAUUGGCGAAAAAAGUGAUUGAAAAAGUGAAAUUUGUGUACGAGAAAGUGCCGGCGAACUGCUCAACAAUACCCGUGUACAUGACUUCUUCAAGGUAUUUUCCAGAUCCUUGCGAUAAAAUGUUGUUGACUUGGUGA